ACUUCCGGGGAGGCUAUAACUUCCGGUUCCGGCGGUGGGCCACAAAGCUCUGUACCGAGGAGGUGGUUUCUCUUUCCUGGAGUCGGUUGUGGGGCUUGUGGUCCCCCUUUCCCCGCCCUUCGAAGUGACACCUGCGCAGGUGAACGGCCCCCUCUCCUGCCUUCCGUUUCCCUUCUCCGCGCGUGGUAUGUUGGGAGCGGGCGCCACAGCGUCGGCCGGCCUUAGGAGGGUCUGCCCUUGCGAUCUGCGGGCUGCUUACCCUGGCGUGGCCUUGGGCCUCACUUCAACUCAGGAAGAGGACGUCCCGGUUCUGGAUCCCCAGAAGCGCAUUUUCCAGCCCGACCUAGGCCCUCUGAGCCGCGCCCAUAUUGGUGGGAGGAGUCGGGCUCAGUUCCCCAUCUAGACGCCAGCUGUGUUCCCACCACCUCUUAGCCUUGUGACUUCAGGAGUCUGUCAUCUUUUUCCAGAGUUGCAGAAUGGAGACUGAAGGAUACUCGGAGACACAAAGAAAUAGAGAAGUCCAGAAUGGUCAAAUAAUGCCACCACCAAAUGAGAUGGUGGCUGAGGAGCUAGAAGACAUGCUAAUAACGGCUCCCCAGAUCCAGUUUCCACGGGAGCCUUCUAGGCAUCCACCAGAGAGCUUCGAUGAAGACUGUAUGGAAGAUGUUGAGGCCAUGCCACGAAGGAAUCCUCCCAACCCUGCAGCUUCCAGGCAGAGGUUCAGAAAGUUCCGCUAUGAGGAUGCGGCUGGGCCCAGGGAGGUCCUCAGACAUCUCCAGGAGCUCGCUGGACAGUGGCUGAGACCUGAUAUUCACACAAAGGAGCAGAUUGUGGAAAUGCUGGUGCAGGAGCAAUUCCAGGCUGUCUUGCCCGAGGAGGUCAUCCUGGCUUUGUGGGUACAGAGACCUGUACUUUGGUUGACAGUUGAGACGAGCAGUAUCUAUGAUUGUGAGAGAGUAAACAGCAGCUGCUUCCCCAGCAUGACCCAGUCUGAAGAACCUUUCUGCCUCUGGCUGGGCUCUUGGAUUUGCAGAUCUGCUCUGGUCUUGAGGCUGUUGGUCACUGGACUGCAACUGAGACAUCGGCUCUUUUGGUUCUCAGGACCUAGGACUUAGACUGGAACUACACCAUCAGCUCUCCUCGGUCUCUUAACUUGUCAACUCACCCUGUAGAUCUUGGGACUUAUCAGCUUUCAUAGUUGUGUAAAUCAAUUCCAUUAUAUGUAUAUGAUGGUAAAUAGGUAGAUAUAGAUAGAUGGAGAUGUAGAUCUUUCCAAUUGGUUUUGUUCCUUUGGAGAACCCUGACUGAUACAGAAGGGAAGAGAAAAUAACUUUAAAAAGGCAGGUUGGUGCCAGAUCAUUGAGGACACAGAAUGCCUGGCUAAAGGACUUUGAAUUUUAAUUUGAAGACAAAGGAAAAAACACUGGGAGUCCCUGAGCUGGGGAGUGACUUAAUAAGAGCUGAGAUCUGGGAAGAUGAAGUUUGUGCUGUAUAAAAUGAAUUAAAACAGAUUCUCAAAGGAAGUCUCUAGGAAUUUGAUAUUAAUUCUGUGGGUAUAGGAUUUAUGAUUCAGAGAGGUUGGGCGUCCCUGGAUGUACAAUAGUGCAGGGACCCAAAGCAGAUAUAGGCACCACAGAACCUGGAUUAGGUGGGAACCAGAAGAUAAUUUCAGUGGUGCUGAUGGGGCUUCUGAGAAUGAGACCAAGACAGGGGGAAUCAACAGAGCUGAGAAAUGGACACAAUGAAACUAAAUCCAAGUGGCACUGUUUGAACCCUUGGAUGCUGUCUGGUUUAAUUUGCAGUCACAUUAGCCAGUAAAUUCCCUAUACUCCCUGAGCCAGGUUGAGUAGGUUUCUCUCAACUGCAAGACGCCUGACGAUCACUGUCAUCGCUGCUUCCCAUGUCUGCCCUUGUGUGGUACUUGCCACCACCCUUUACAUGAUUCCCAAAUUCCUACCUGCUCCAACCCCUGUUCCCACCCUCAUUUCCAAGUUUUCAGCUUCUAAGAAGGCCCUUCUGACACAAACCUGACAACAUAAUAGACAAAGUGCUAAGUGAGUUCUUGUCCCCAGAACAAAGGCAGGAAAAGUCAAGUAGUUGGGUGACACCCCAUCAAGAUACUGCUGUUGAUGGAAAAGGCAGACAUUGUUUGCGGACAUUCAUGGGAUUGUGAGAUGGGAUGAAGUAAAGGUCACUGCCAACUGGCCUUGCAGAGGGAGAAAAGACAACCAGUUUUCCCUCAAGUUUAAGAAACUAAACUUGCGUAUAUUUAUAAUAGUCAGAAUUUAUAAUAGCCCAGAACAACUAAAUUCCAACAGUAGAUUGGUUAAAUAUUGUAAUGCCCAUACAUUAGAAUACAGCCUUUUCAAAUAAUGCUUUAUAUGCUUUAUAAGAGAAAAGCAGAUUACAAUCUGUUUUUGUGCAAUAGAUGUGUGUGUAUGUAUACAAAUAUCUGAGAUGUACACUAAAAUGUUAAUAGUUGGUAUUAGGGGUAGGACUGCAGCUGAAGCUUAUCUUUUGAUUUCUCUAUCGUAAACCUGCUGGAUAGUAUAAUAGUGUACUGGUCAACUAGAGCCAGCCUCCUGGGUCCAAGUCCCAGCUCUGCCACUGCAUGCCUUGGAGUCUUUGGGCAAGUCUCACCACCUUUGAGCCUCAGUUCAUGCAUCAAUAAAUGGGGGUACUAGUUCUUAUAAAAUGGUUGUUGAGUAGUAAAUUAGCUACUCUUACAUGCGAAGUUGUUAGCACCAUGCCUAAACACUCGAAAAUGUAGUUAUUCUUGUGUAAUUAAAAAAUCCAAAAAAUA
This is a messenger RNA of Pteropus alecto (black flying fox), 2803 nucleotides long. Its product is annotated as zinc finger protein 24-like. The transcript has 4 exons. The coding region runs from base 477 to 1115 and encodes 212 amino acids. The record is from RefSeq and is a predicted model, not a curated record. Lineage: Eukaryota; Metazoa; Chordata; Mammalia; Chiroptera; Pteropodidae.